Messenger RNA from Strongylus vulgaris, 252 nucleotides. The record is from the annotation of a GenBank genome assembly. NCBI's taxonomy places the organism in Eukaryota, Metazoa, Nematoda, Chromadorea, Rhabditida, Strongylidae.
AUGGCUCUUCCUCUUUCAGUGAAACGACUCACAUGCCGUAAAUGCGAAGGUCAUGGAUUCAUCUCCGUACUUAAAGGUCAUGCAGCCGUAUGCCCAUUCAAUGAAUGCAAUUGUGAUAGGUGUACAUCAGUGAUGAGUAUGCGUGCAAAUGCUUUAAUUCGUCGUUUCCGUCAUCGACAACCUGGACAGAACGCAGCCGUUCUGAAGACUAUUCGAUCCAAAAAUGGAAACAUGCGUUUGAGAAUUGUCCCA